Molecule: messenger RNA, 1077 nt
Organism: Oncorhynchus kisutch (coho salmon)
Lineage: Eukaryota; Metazoa; Chordata; Actinopteri; Salmoniformes; Salmonidae
Product: ephrin type-A receptor 6-like
Exons: 7
Biological process (GO): ephrin receptor signaling pathway; protein phosphorylation; axon guidance
Cellular component (GO): plasma membrane; dendrite
Molecular function (GO): protein binding; ATP binding; transmembrane-ephrin receptor activity
Source: RefSeq, a predicted model, not a curated record
GUGAGUUCGGGGAGGUGUGCAGCGGGUGUCUGCGUACCCCAGGUCAGAAGGAGAUCCCGGUGGCCAUUAAGACCCUGAAGGGAGGCUACGUGGAGCCCCAGAGAAGAGACUUCCUCAGAGAGGCCUCCAUCAUGGGACAGUUUGACAACCCCAACAUCAUACGGCUGGAAGGAGUGGUCACCAAGAGCAGACCUGUGAUGAUUGUGGUGGAAUACAUGGAGAACGGAUCCCUGGACUCUUUUCUAAGGCAGCAUGAUGGCCACUUCACAGUGGUCCAGCUGGUGGGGAUGCUGCAUGGCGUGGCGUCAGGGAUGACCUACCUGUCUGACUUGGGCUACGUGCACCGUGACCUGGCCGCUCGCAACAUCCUGGUAGAUGAGGGUCUGGUGUGUAAGGUGUCUGACUUCGGCCUGUCCAGAGUCCUAGAGGACCACCCUGAGCCUGCAUAUAACACCAUGGGGGAUAAGAUCCCGGUCCGUUGGACAGCUCCCGAGGCCAUCACCUACAGGAAGUUCUCUUCAGCCUCCGACGUCUGGAGCUACGGCAUCGUCAUGUGGGAAGUGAUGUCGUACGGGGAGAGACCUUACUGGGAGAUGUCCAAUCAGGAUGUGAUCCUGUCUAUUGAGGAGGGUUACCGUCUCCCUGUCCCCAUGGACUGUCCUGGGGUUCUGCACCAGUUGAUGCUCCACUGCUGGCAGAAGGAGAGAGGGCAGAGACCUCACUUCAACAGCCUGGUCUCCUUCCUGGAUAAACUCAUCAGGAACCCCACUAGUCUACUGACACUGGUGGACAACAGUUUUCCAGAAUCACUGGAGGAUGUGCCGGACUACCCUCUGUUCAUCUCCAUCGGUGAUUGGCUGGACUCCAUCAAGAUGAGCCAAUACAAGAACCAGUUCCUGGCAGCAGGGUUCACCACCCUGGACUCUGUCUCCACCAUGAGUAUAGAGGACAUCAGGCGUAUCGGUGUGUCUCUGAUUGGCCACCAGAGGAGGAUAGUGAGCAGCAUUCAGAGUCUCCGUCUACAGUUCCUCACCGUCCAACACAACGGCUUCCACAUCUAAACCAACCCCCAGAACG